AUAUGGCGGCCGAAGUGUCUUGUGAAAUACUGUCGUGAACUCCUCUUCAAAUUGGCGGAUUAUAUGUGUUUAAGAUGCCACUAAUAAUCAUGUGUGGAUUUCCUUGUUCUGGAAAGUCAAAAAGAGCACAGGAAUUAAGGAAUUACUUGGAAAAUAGGGGGAAAACUGUCUAUUUAGCGAGCGACGAAAGUAGCUCUUUGGACAGAAAUACUGUGUAUUCAGGUAUUAUAAGUUAAAUUUAUUUUAACUUAAUUAAAUAUUGCGGUGUAAAUAACGAUAAAUGCAAAAUGAUUGCAUACUGGGACAUUUAGUAGCAUUUCACUGAAUCCAAAAGAAGUCAAACAUGACCUUGCCAUCGAUUAGGUCGACACACCAUGUGCAAUAAUGUACUCAUUUUUCAAUUGGUGUCAUUUUGAACUUAUGUUUCAGCCUCAGCAAAUGAAAAGGAAGCAAGAGGUCUUUUAAAGUCUGCAGUGGAAAGGUAGCCAUUUAUUUUAACAUCACGGUUGACUUAGUGAGAAGUAUCAUUAAUUAUUUUCAGAAACGUAUUAUAAAUAUAUUUAAGCGAUAAGCUGAAAUGAGCGAUGAAACAACUGUUAUGGUAAGUCAGUUACUACAUCCCCAACUCAUUUUUCUCCCCAAAUUAAUUUGGUUCAAUUCCCAAUUCUGAUUUAGUUAUGUGUUCAUUUUUCUUACAAGGCUUAUUUCAAGAGAUGAUGUAGUUAUUUUGGACUCCCUCAAUUACAUAAAAGGUAAUUUAAAGUAUUUUUCUUUGGAUGAAACAAGAAGGAAUAUUUUAAAUUCAGGGAUGAUAAAAUUACUCAUAACUUAGCAGUCAUUGGGAACUAUUACUUCAGUGAAUGCAGCUUGGAUAUAAAUCACAAACAAUACUCCUGAGUUAAAAAGGAUAAUUAUUGAUAGGAGCUGAGGUAUAUGUUCAAGGGUUUGGUAAGGGAAAUAUUCCUGUUUUUAUAUUAAGCAUGGUGCUUUUUUUAAUGGAUUCAAGGAUUCUCUUACUGAUUAUUUACAGUGUUUUUUAUUUUUUUAGCUACUUUUAUUUUCAUUCCACAUAGACCAAUCAUAAACCUAUAAUGAAUGAAUAGGGGAAGUAAGAAAUGAAUCAGACAUUAUAUAAAAUUAGUUGAGUAAUAUGUACAUUUUGUUGGAUUCUUAUUUGUGUUCUGUGGCGGAUAGAUGUUUAUAUAACGUCACCAUGCAUUAAUCAUAUUUUGCUUUUAUUUGUAAAACAAGUAGAUUCUAUUUAGUCAUGGGUCUGUAUGGUUAUAGAUUACAGAGAAAUUAAAAUGUGAUAAUUGUGUGCCAUUUUUUUUUCUUACCACAUUCUGAAGUAAUCUGUGAUCUUUUACUGAACAGGCGCAUAGCAACAUGAAAUUUAUAAAUUGUUAAAUCAAUACACAGAAUAUAGAAGCAGAUCAUAGAUUUUUGCUUGUCAGAUUGCAAUGUAACUAUCUGUAUGAAGGUGCAAGCCAGGCCCACUUCAAUCCAACAUGUUUACUCAGCAUUUAAUUCUACUACUCUUUAAAGUGCAAAUGAAGAAGUAAAAUUCCUAAGGAACAGAAAAAUCACUUUUACAAAACUUUACUAACAUUUAAGAGGGGAAAAAUUAAUGCAAACAUACAUUGGACAAAAACUAACCAAACGCUAAGGGAAUAUAUGAGACUCAAAGACACUCACAGAGAAGAAGUUUACACUGACACAAAAAUUACAUACACUGCCAAAAGGAGGGUGAAACGUGAUAUAUAGGGGAGGUGUAAUUUGCAUAAAGUGGGAAAAUAUUGGUGUAGGAAAUGUAGGGAUCCAAUGUUCACUACUAGAAAGCGGCAACAAGAAAACUGGACAUGCCCUAAACUGUAAACUUUUGUUAUUACAUGAGCAAUGAUUUACUGAAAUCAAAUGCAUAAAUCUGCUGAAUAAAGCAAAAUAACAACUGAUUUUUUGUUCGGUUUGUAGAUUUUUUGUUUGGCUAAUAACAAAUGAAAUCUUGUUUGACAAUCUUAGCAGAAGCUAAAACUUAAACUCAAAACAGACCAUGUGCUCUCCAAAACUUGAUAUCUUAUUGUGACUGCAAAAACAUGUAACUAAUGGUACACAUUGUAAAUAACUCGCUGAAAUAUCUACUUGACUGUCCAUAUUCGAAUCAGGUCUCAGACAUUACAGGAAAUUAUAUGUGUAAAAAUGAGGGAAGUAAGUGUAAUUUAAUGGGUGCAAAAAUAUGACCUAUUUGUGAGAAAUCUAAAUAUUUUGCAUUCACCACAACAUUGUACAUAUCCAUGCAAGUGAAAUAACCAUGUUUCUACUUUUGGUUAUUUUCAGGUUAUAGAUAUGAGUUAUACUGUGUUGCAAAGGCACACAAGACCACACAUUGUAUUGUAAGUACAGGUGAUUUUUGACUUGACCACCAUCAGUAAUGCUCCUCGAUCACAUUAGACAGUUUAGAAUCAGUAUUGAAAAAUUAAGUUUAAAAAAUAUAUAUAUUGCUGCAACAAGGAAAUGGGGAAUAAGCACUAAAAACUCUCUUUUUCAUUCUCAGAAGCUUUAUGCUGAAGUCAAUUGUUUGCCCUGAGAUUUUGAAGCUGUUAAAUUAGACCUCUCAGAUGUAACAAUAGAAUUGAAGUGGCAAAGUCAAACAUCUUAUGUCAUGUAAACAUUAUUUUUACUGCUUUGCUUAUUAAGAAGAGCGAAUUUGAAGAAAAACAACCUUUUCUGAUCAAUAUUUUCCAUGUGUUUUUCAAGAAUAGAAAAGCACAAAGGAUGAUUUUCUAGGUUUUCAUAGCUACUUUUACAACUCUGAGAUCAGUGCUAGUCAGGUAUUAACACAUGUUAAUUUUAACUUUAAGGUGCAUUGUGACACUUCUAAAGAAAUCUGUUCAGAGUGGAAUAAAACAAGAGAAAGUAAAUAUAAUGAUGAAAUGUGAGUACUAUUGGCUUACUUAAUUAAUACACAAAUACUGAAUCAUUUUUUAUUUCUAUGAUAUUUAGUAGUAUUUCGUUUAUGUCUGUUGUUUGCAUAAUUAUAUUGCACAGUUUAUGUCUAAGCUCAAACCACACAAAAAAGCUUUGAUUGACAAAAUCAUUUAUUAUUUACCAUUUUUAUGAUGGUUAUAUUGUGUUGUGACAGAACAUGAUCUUUAGACAGUGUUCAGUAACCAAAAUGGUACAAUUUUUACUCUUUGCUUUUGGUAAGAACUGAUGUAACAUACAUGUGUUUUAGUUUUGUUUUGAAUCUUCAGUUUAGGUUUAUGACUUACUGAUCAAAAUUUGUGUUAUUCUACUCUCUACAAAGUGAUAAAAGACACUCGUAUUGCCAUUGUAACCCAGUGCUACAAAAAUGUAGUUUGUCAUUUAUGAUUGCACAACUAUUAAAAUGGCAGUGAUUUUACUUUACUGUUCCUUGUCAAAACUUUUCUUACAAUCUGAGUUUGAGUAUUUGUGCUGCAUCUUGUUUGAAUCAGAUUAGAUGCUUUAGUAAUGAGGUUUGAGCCGCCUGACUCAAGGAACAGAUGGGACUCUCCGUUAUUUGUCAUCCAGGUAUAAUACAUGCAAUUCAAAUUUUCAGUUUUAAGAAAUACAGUUUAUAGAGGUCAAGAGACAUUUGCCUCUACUUUCCAUGAGAAAUAUUAAAAUACAUGUUAUGCAGCUUAAGGAAUUGCACAAAACUAACAUGACUUGUAAGAUUUUUUAUGUACUUCAGGUGUAUUUCAGUCACCUGUAAUAGGAAAAGGCUUAAUUCUUUUUUUUUUUUGUUUUUUCCUUUUUUGGUUCCUUUGUUGUCCUUUAUAUUAGUUUAUUUGUUUUUUUUUUCAAUUUGAAGGAUAGGAAUUUGAGAGGAGCCUCCCUUGGAAUGUACAUUUUCUUUUUCUCAUCGUUACUAUUUUUAAAUCAGUUGCUUCAUUACUUCAGGUUGAUGAUGACCUUCCAUUUGAAUCUAUAUAUGAUGCAUUAAUCAACAGAGUACCACCGCCACCAAACCAGGCUACUCAACCGGUAAGGAAUAUGGAAUUUGAAUUGACCUGAAUCAUGUAUCCACCAAGCUUUGGCUGUCACCCAAGACAUUUUGCUUAAGCCUUACUGGCUUGCAAUUAGCUGGUAAAUCUUUCAGCAAGCUAGGGCAAAAUAUGCCAGUUGAGUAUUGGAACAGCGAUGUUGGAUCGUUAAACUUGAAAAAAUCUUUAGGCAAGUAAAACAAGAGCUUUAGGGGAGAAGUAGAGAGAGUAACAAGCUAGGAAAUUGGGUUGGGGGUUGGGAAAGAAAUUUUAUUUCUUCUCAAGCCCUUCUCUUGUCUGGUUAAUCUGCUCCAUGCUUUGCUUAAUGUUACCAAUCAGAUAUGGCGGCUUCAACACUUGGUUAGUAGUAUUGAACACUUACCUGCUAAAAGAUAUGCCUGCUCUGCAGACUAGUUAUUUUUGUAAUGCCUUUCUUCCAUAACAUUCAAUUGAGUACUUGUCAAUGGGUGACAUUUGUCUCAGUACCUCAGGACCAGUUUAGCAUUUAAAUGCAGUUCAUGGUGUUUUGAUGCCAGGCAGCACAAUUUUCACUAUCAAUGACCACGAUGUUUUAGAGGUUUUGGUUUUUAAUUAUUUACCAGUUCAAUUUGUUUUGUUUUCAAGCAACCUUUGUCAGCAACAAACUUCCUCUACGAGCUUGACAAAAUAACUCAAGAAAUAGUUACUGUAAGUAAUCCCUUUUGUGCCCUUUACGUGAAUCUCAUGAUAACAUGGGCUUUUAGACGAAUGUUAAUGUUGACUGUUAUUUAAAUCCUGAAAGAGAUACAUGGUAAUGUCAUUUAUAGUUAAAUGAUGGUGUCGUUAAUUGUCUUCUUAGACCAAAUGAAACAAAGGAGAUGAAAAAUUUAGAUGGUAUUCAUUUGUAGUUUCCUAUAAUCUGAGUGUCAUUUUUUUUUGUUUAAUAGACCUCUGCAAUUGGUCAAAGUGAUAAACCAUUUGUAGCUUUUCUUUCACAAUGGUGAUUUUCUUUUAGGUCUUGAUAAAUUCCCAACGGACGUUUGUACCUGGGGAUCACAUCACGGUCCCGGGAACAUCGGAGAAAAUAUCCUUUACAAAACAUACCACGUUUUUUUCCGCCCUUAACAACAGAAGGAUAAGCAAUUUUGGGCACUUGGGUGCCCUCGCCCAAAGAGGACUUACAGUGUCGGUAUGCACUCGAAAGAGUCGAUUCAUAUCACAAGUGACCGCUUAGUGAGUCAAUUGAUAACAAUAGGGUUUUCUAAAUUUCAAAUGAUGUGCAUAUUUCCUUGACAGUUUUGUCUCCACGUUGUUCUGGAUAGGACUGCAAACAUGGCAGAAUUAAGAAAAAUACGUCGACAAUUUAUUACCUACACGAAAAUGCAUCC
This is a messenger RNA of Pocillopora meandrina, 5371 nucleotides long. NCBI's taxonomy places the organism in Eukaryota, Metazoa, Cnidaria, Anthozoa, Scleractinia, Pocilloporidae. The record is from the annotation of a GenBank genome assembly.